This is a messenger RNA of Clonostachys solani, 2538 nucleotides long. NCBI's taxonomy places the organism in Eukaryota, Fungi, Ascomycota, Sordariomycetes, Hypocreales, Bionectriaceae. The record is from the annotation of a GenBank genome assembly.
AUGGAUCUGCACCAAGGUCAUUAUUUUCCCUUGGAGAUCUGGGUCAGGAUUCUCGAACUAGCCGCGCCCGAUUUUUGCGAACUGCCUCGUGGCCAUGAGCGUCGCACCUACUUGAGGCUCCGACUCGUCAAUCGGACUUUUAAUCACCAAAUCCUCAAAACCCUCUUCCGCAGCACCAAUGACACCGCGUCCCUGCUUCCAGAGCCAACAACGGAGAAAGCUGUCUCGUUGAUGCUACUACUCAAGACUAAGACAGAUAGCUCAGAUCGAGAUUCAACGCCUCUCUAUCUCCAAGAGUGGGCUCGCUUUAUGAGUGCCCAGAAAGCUUGGCAGUGUGAUGUCCCAGAGAGUUAUUACUCGUGGCUUGAGACAGCAUGCUUUGCUACAGUGCAUGAGCGUGGACCGAUGUGGUCGCUCUUGUACCUGGUGCAAGCCAAGAAUCAAGCCAGCUAUCUUGAUUUCGAUGUCAAUCUCCCGAAUAAACUUCUAGAGUCUUGUGAUCCUGCGACGACCGGAGACUCCAUUCCUCUAAAAGAAGCACACGGCGCUCUUCAGUUAGCCUGCCAACAUGGGAAUCUCGCGGCGGUCAAGAUAUUACUGGGCAGCGGAGUCGAUCAAUCUGCUCGCCACUCUCUCUUUGGCGUCGCUUUAUUUAACGCAGUCCGAAACGGGCAUGCGGCGAUUGUCCAAUGUCUCCUAGAUCGCGAUCGCAAUAUUCCGCUUCCACACCGCUACUCGUCGCUGCUGAGACUUGCACUGGACCUAGGUCACUCCGAAGUCUUUGAAGUACUCCUGAAGAGCUCCCGUGGCGAAGAAAAACAGUUCAUACAUUACUGCUUUUCCAAUGCAUGCCACCAGGGACAAGUCGACAUCGUCCGCACGCUUUACCGAUGGUGUGACGGGGAAAACCUUCGGCUGAGAAGAAACCUUCUAAGCUGGUUCGGUCGCUUGAUGCCCUGGUGGAAGGAUGAGACCUUUUUCCUAAACCCUAACAUACGCUUGCAACAUGAUCAAACACCUGUGUCGGAAGCUGUUAGGUCGGGAAACGUUGAAAUGGUGCGUAUUCUCAUUGAGCGGCCGGAAUUUCAGCCCUGCCACGUGUCCGACUACUGCUGUCCAUUACAUGUUGCGGCGGCUUGUGACAAUGGAGAAAUGGUCACCCUUGUCCUAAAUCGUUACAAAAGAGACAGAAAGGACACCUUGGACAGAAUCUGGCUAACGUUCAAAGACGCCUGCGCGAGUGGACGCAACUCAGCAGUGAAGGCCUUCCUCGAGUGGCCAACCGUUGAUCCCAACCUGAGAGCGCAUAACAGGAGCUGGUCCCCGAUCGCGGACGCCAUUAGGCUCUCUCAUCGCCCUGGCAAUUAUGUAGAGGUCAUCAAACUACUCGUCGGACACGAGAAGCUAGACCCCAACUUCUCAAACAUCGGACGGCGACCAUUGGAACUUGCCAUCGAUGCCAAGAGCCACCCCAUGGCGGAGCUCCUCCUUUCCCGGCCUGAUCUGGACCCGAACCUUCAUGGAGGUUCAUUAACACCCUUAUCCGAAGCUAUUCGAAAGAAGAUGCAUGAUACCGUGCGUAUUAUGCUUGAGCGACCGGACACAGACCCGAAUCUACGCAGCGAGAACAAUCCAGACGGCACGCCACUCAUCACGGCAAUUCAUUGGGGAACACCGCAGAUCGUUGAGGAGCUGUUGAAGCGGGAGGAUUUGGACCCAAACCUCCCCUCGACAGUUUCAAAGCCCGCCAAAACCCCAUUGACCUCUGCGGCCGGGUUGGGUGGUGAUGAGCGGGUAGUAAAACUAUUGUUAAGCAGGGACGGGAUUGACGUCAACUUAUCAACAAACGAGCAUACGCCUUUAACACAAGCGAUCAUGAGUCGCAAGCUCAAGAUCGUCGAGAUGCUAAUGGGCCAUCAUGACACAGAUCCGAACCGUGCUCCAGAUAUGAGCGCAACCAUGCGUGUUUAUUCAAGGGUGGCGGGGAAGCCUAGGUACACUUUUAUCAAGUCAUCUACCACCGAUCGGAUAGACGAUGCCAAGAACAUACCAUUAUGUUUAGCUAUGGAGUUACAGGAAUACGAAGCAGCCUCGAUACUUCUGAGACACCCUGAAAUCGAUAUCCAUAUGACAGACGGAACAAAUAGGACACCCCUUUGGUGGGCCACGUUUGGAGGGUCACCAGCGCUCGUGCGACUCCUUUUAGAGAAUGAAGCCGACAAGCAGAUCAACAUUCAGGACGUGCAUGGCUGGGCUCCCCUACAUGUAGCCGUGAACUCUGGGAAUAUGCAGCUGGUGGGUGAUAUCCUAGAACGUCCGGAUGCUGAUCCGAAUCUGGCCAAUGAGGAUGGGUACACCGCGCUACAUCUCGGUGUCAUUUGUAACAAUGUUGAUAUUGUCGCACAACUGCUGAAGUCCCCGAAAGUCAAUAGUCGUUUGGUCACACACGCUGGUGAAACAGCACUUCAGCUCGCAGAGGUAUCGGGCUAUCAAAGACUGGUUGGGAUGUUAGAAACUGAGGGCAGGCCUGAUUUUUAG